This is a messenger RNA of Malurus melanocephalus (red-backed fairy wren), 5892 nucleotides long. RefSeq names its product complexin 4 (gene CPLX4). Gene Ontology annotation, molecular function: syntaxin binding. The transcript is spliced from 3 exons. The record is from RefSeq and is a predicted model, not a curated record. Gene Ontology annotation, cellular component: SNARE complex; terminal bouton. NCBI's taxonomy places the organism in Eukaryota, Metazoa, Chordata, Aves, Passeriformes, Maluridae. Gene Ontology annotation, biological process: synaptic vesicle exocytosis; neurotransmitter transport; regulation of neurotransmitter secretion. Bases 4364 to 4846 code for a protein of 160 amino acids.
UUUCUUCACAUACUUGUUUCAGACAUGUUUGUUAAUCUGUAGAACCAGUAUUUUGUAUCAAUUCCUGCUUGAAUAUCAAAAGCAUAAGACUGAACAUGAGGUUUUGAUACUGCUUAUUAAGUGAACAUUUGCUUCAGGAAAGAAACUAAGCAGAGGCCCAAACUUAGGAAUGUGAAAUUAUUUAUGCCUUGUUUACAUAUCUGUGGUAAAUUUGACCUUGAGUUAUUUGUGUGAAGAAUUAGAAUAGGUAUUUCUGUGGUUUCCUAAAUUCUAUAAAAUACACAAAUACAUCAGGAUAUUUCACUUGUAACUAUUGAUUUGUUUGUCUGAAUCUGCAAAAAGUAUCUGAUAUGACAUAUUCCUAUUGCAUUUCUACGGUCUGCUCCCUUGGAAUGCAACACAUGCUGCCAAAUUUACUGUAAUGAAGAAUACUUCAGUAUUGUGCCUGUCAGUUUGGAACAAUGAUGUAUCUAUGCAAUAUAUUUUGUUACUUGAAAUAGUGUCUGUGCUAUACCAAGAAAAUGAGACUGCCUACACAUCAAUUAACACAUCUGCAGAAUGGAGGAUACUAUAAGUGAUAUAGCUUUAAAGAUUUGUUUCUGAAUUUGAGCAGAUUUUGCUGUAGUAAUGAGAGAAACUACUGCCUCAGGCUAAUCUAUGAAAAAAAAAAGAAAAMAAAAACUUUUCAGAUACAGCAGAAUAACACGUUGGAAUUUAUUUCUUCUGUUUCAACACCAGCAAAUAUUUCCAGGUGCCUUGAAUCUAAGCUAUUACAGCCCUGACUCUUCUAACUAAACUUAAUAUAUUUUCUUAAAUGGUUCUGAAAUUGUACAGUGUUGUUCCCUUCAGCUGCAGGCCUUCUUGCAGUAGUGCAACACCUAAACAGAAUUCCUCUCACAGCAGGCUCUGCAAGACUCUCGAUGCAGAAGGUAUUUUGCUAAGUAGGUGCACGCAUCUGGCAGAAUGAGGAGCAGUUCUGAUGUCUCAGUUGGAAUGAGCCUGGAUUUUUGUUACUGUGAAGUUACCCACCCAUUGCUUUGGGUUAAAGUUGGAGCAGCCCAUACUUUGUUUGUUUUGUUAGAAAGAAGAGCAGGCUGGGGGUGAUGUCUAGGGGGAAACGCGAAGCCUACGGUUUUCUCUUCGAGAGGAGUCUCUGCCUGUGUUUGUGCUGCUACGUGUAUCAGACAUGUCUCCCACAUGCCACGAAGAAACUUCUGUGGCAGGGAACAGAAGGUCUAACGCAGAAUAUCAGAAAACUGGUAACUUUGCUUCAUGAUUCAUUUCACAGUUGUCUCUCUUUGAAAUUUCCAAAAUUGCCUCAUCACUCACUGGAUCAAAAGAAAACUCUCAACUACCCAUCUCACACUUCAUCCUGUGCUAUAAAAUCACAGCAAAUAGCAACAAAUGUGAACUUCAAGAAUGUUUGCCAGUCAGUGUAGCCUCCUGUUGGGAGGUUUCUUUCAACAGUGACAGUGUGUUUGAUUCAUAUCAAGUAUGAUUUCACAGCUAGGGGGAAAAGGCACCUUGGAAUGCAGUUGGACAAUAUGAGGGAGAACAAGUUAAUUAUGUUUGAAUCGUGGAUAACAAAUGGCAAGUAUUUGGCAAUGGCAAGAGAAUGGGAUUAUACUGGUGGGAUUUAUUAAAUACAUGGUCACCCCUGAAUCUUUCACUAGUCAAAUGCACAAUACAGUUUGUAAAUGACCUGGUUUGCGGUUUGUAAAUUAAGUACUCUGGUCUGUAACUUGUGUGGGAAGAAAAUCUGACAUUUCUCAAUGGAUCAAUUACUGUAACACCAAAAAUUGUCUACUUUUUUUUUUUUUUUUUAAUUUAAAAUUCAAAGAGCUGACAUUUUCAUAUUUCUGACUGAUGUAAAUUGAUCCUUGGAGUUCAGAGAUAACCUUAUUUCAAUAAAUGUGCAUAUUUUUAGUAAGCCCUUUUCUUCUGUUUUGGUACAUGUCCACGAAAUCUAAGCGAGUGUAUUUGAAGCGUUCUUCAUCCGGAAUUCAGAGUCUGAACACCUACAGAUCUGGGUUCGCUUCUGGGGAUUUAAUGCCAUUCUGAGGUGGAAUUCCCUCUUUGCCAUAUUUCCUCAGCCAGGAGCGAAUUUUUAGCAAGUGGAGGAGGGUAAUCUUGAAUUUAAUCAAUUGAAGCUGGCAAAGCCCUAAAAUAUUUCUUUCUGAUGGUCCAGCUCCUAGAAAUCCUCUGUAAAGGGAUGAAGCAGGGCGAAGAGUCCUGGUUCUUCCAAGAAAACCUACACAUCUUUGCAUUAUGUGGCUGUUAGGAACACAGAAUUGAGAAAAGAGGCCUUUGAGGCUUUUAACUUUAGCUUUGUAAUUUGCCUGUCUCAAAACUGAAUUCUGUGCUGGGGUUAGAGAUCUGUAUGUUCCUAGAUAUAAAAAAGCCUGUGCUCCAUAUCACCCAGUUUCAGCAGAUAAAACAGGAACAGAGUCUAAUUCUUACUUCACUUGGACUACAGGGAAAAGACAUAGAUUUAAAGAAAGUGGCAGAAUGAGUACUUAAUUAGCUGCCGUCUGUAUGUUUUCAUGAAGCCUGUGAUUCCUGUCAUCAACAAAAAGCAGUGGGUUUGUUUUUUUUGUUUUUUUUUCAAUUCAGGUGGUAGUUAGAGCACCUGCCCAAAGCUGAAUUAUUCUGGGGAUACUGGCUAUUUUAUGCCUUUUGUCACUGGUCUCAGAUUCGGUGUUUCUCAGCAGCUUCAGUGACAAUCGGCCCAGUAACAUUUAAAGCACUUUUUGUAAUCUUUGAUUUCAAAAUGAACAUUGGAAAGCUUUUUGUUGAUGGGAAGGUUGAGACCUGGASGGCAAGACCCGUAGCGCUCCCUCCCUAGGCCAGUUUGCAGCUUUCUUGCCUUUCUCUGUCCUGUGAAAGCAUCUCUUUUAGACAAAAGAGGACGUUUGCAACAUUUAUAGGGAGAUCAAAGCCUACAGGAUGUUAGGAAAGCUUCUUUUCAGUAAAGACCGAUAGCAUAAAGCUUAAUGGGUACCGCUUCUUGUACACUUGGAGAAAACUUUGACACCUAACACUGGAAAAACCAGCGCUCCAUAUAAUAUUUGCAAACAAAUUCCAGUUAGGAGAAUUUGAAAUUAAGAUGAAGUAGUUGUAAUAACUUGGAAUUCACGAUUCUAAGUAGUAGUUUCAAAAAGAAAAAAAUUCUUGUUUAGUCACUAUCAAUCCAGGAUUACACAAUGUCCUGCUUUUUUAAUAGUAAUAGGUCUGCUUUAUUAGAAAAGCUGUAAUAGAGAUUAAGGUAUUAAACAAACAUCCUCCCGUCUCUCAGUUCUCAUGGAAAUUAUGUCAGUGCUGGGAGAACCAUUUAGAUAAUCAAAAUUCCAGAAUGUUUCAUUAAGGCAUGUGCAGUAGGAUAAAUGCUCAAAACCCAAAUUCAUGAACUUUGGAGACCUUUGGCUUUUGUUUCCCAAAAUAGUCUAUAGCCUAGGUAGCAGAUCCUGCAACUCUUCACCUAAGUAGACCUGGUGAAGUUAAUGAUGUGAAUAAAAGUUUGAAAGAUGAGGACCUACAUAAACAAUCUACAACCGAAAGGUAUCCAGACUGUUUUAUGGCAUCUAUAUCCAACUUCAUUUAUCCUUUAUCAGCAGUCAGGAUUACAAACAGUAGGUGUGCUAUGCAGCACCGAAACGGGGAUGGAGACACGCUGGGGAAGAGCUGACUUGCUUUCUUUGGGAUUACUUUCUUGAAAAAGAAGCAGUCGUAGCAGUGAUGCCCCAUGCACCUGUGAGACAAACCAACCAUAUGGAAAGGGGCUGAAGAAAAAGCAUACAAAGUCCUUUCUGUCCAGUGGAAUAAAAUAUUCAUAGAUAAAAAGAAUCAGGUGUUUUGCUUAGUGAAGAAUUCAAGUUUUCAAAUCUCUGAUCUGAGGGGUUUCCACUCAGUAGUCUGAAUUUUGCUAUUUUACUCUGGCUACUGGAUCAAGCAGGUUUUCAGUUCAGAUCCAGGGAAUGUUGUGAUCUCUGUAAAAGUGAGAGAGAGCUUCAAGACUGAAGAUAUCAAAUGCUGUCUUAUAAUUGAUUUUUGUGUGUCUGCACGUACAAUUAGCUUAAAGUAUUAAUGUAAAAAAUAGGUAGCUGCAUCUAAUGAUUUUUUUUGAGUAAUCUGAACCAUCUGCCUCUAUAUAUUAAGGAGUUCACUCUUUAAUCCAGAUUAUGGCUGACAAACUGGUUUUGGCAUUCACGUUUCACUAGCACUGUGCCCUUGAAGCACUGAUGUGGCUCUAGAAACUCUUGCUUACAACUGUUGGGUUUGAAAACAGUUUUUGUUUGGCUUCCUUGUAGUUGCUUUUUUAUAGCUUCUUUUUUUCCUUUUUCUUUUUCUUUUUUUUUUUGAGAAGAUGGCCUUUCUAAUGAAAAGUAUGUUGAGCAACCAGGUAAAGAAUUUGGGACUUGGAGGUGGAGGGGAAGAAAGCAAAGAAGAAAGCACUCCUUCUGAUCCAGCAGCAGCUGCAGGAAUGACCAGAGAGGAGUAUGAGGAAUAUCAAAAGCAAAUGGUUGAGGAGAAGAUGGAAAGAGAUGCAGCAUUUGCACAGAAAAAAGCAGAGCGAGCCGUCCUGAGGGUUCACCUGAGAGAAAAGUACAGACUCCCCAAGAGUGAAUUGGACGAGAAUCAAAUACAAAUGGCUGGAGAUGAUGUGGGAUUGCCAGAAGACCUUCAGAAGAUGGUGGCAGAAGAUCAGGAGGAGGAAGAGGACAAGGACUCUAUCCUGGGCCAGCUGCAGAACAUCCAGAAUAUGGACAUGGAUGCCAUCAAAGAAAAGGCACAAGCCACCUUCACUGAAAUGAAACAGGCAGCUGAGCAGAAAUGYUCCAUGAUGUAGAAGAGCCACCACUACCCAAGGGCUCUAACUUCAGUCUUGUCUCGCUGAGGCUGCAGAGGGAGAGCAGGCAGAGGGAUGCACGCARCUCUAUUAGUAUUCGGUGUAAAUAUAGAAAAGGGACGAGAGAGAGACUUAAAACCGUGAGGGGAGAGUGAAAAUUUACAUGCUUGGACUGCCUAGGAAGAAGUUAGAACUGAUCCUCAGUUUUGAGCAUAACAUUUUUCCCCAGAGUAAAAAUGGAUCUAAAUAAGUUCAUGUUGGGGAAAAAAUGUGCCUUUCUCAAUUUUCUCCAAGUGAUUAAAAUGAUAUUAAAUGUGUCUGGUUUAACAAAAUUGUACUUCUGAUACAUCACACAGAGGUAACCACUCAUUUAAUCCUACUUUCAAAAAUAAACGUACAUUUCUUAUAAAAGCAUGUCUGUUUCAAACAUCUUGAAGCAAACAGUGUUCAAAUAUUGACAUUUGCUGCAAAAACUUGAUUCUUUUUUUUCAUCUUUGUACAAAGAGUAGCAAAUGGCAAAAAGUGAAGCACAUAACUCAACAGCUUGGGUCAGAAAUGUUGUCAUAUACAGAACUGAGUGCAGGAAAGCAAUGCUUGGUGGCUCUCAGUGAGUCCUGCUCUGGAGCAGUGCAGGCUUCUCCAGGGUGCUUUCAUUUCCCAGCCUCUCAAAGACACUUCACACAUCAAGGGAGAGCAGAGACCCGCUGCUCGGCUGCUCUGUGUGCCAAAUCCUGGGGCUUGGGGUACCACCACAUAACUCGUAUAAGCCAAAACAAGCUCCCCGUGUUGAUUCUGGGAGUUAUCUCCAUCGAAGGCUAAUCAUGAAAGGUUAUGCCAGGGUAGGGCACCUGAAGCUCGAGGAAAAGCACAGCUUCCACUAAUGCUAAAUCUGACUGAGGCUGCGGGACAGGGAGGCUGCUAUUCCCAGGGAAAUCAGGAAAAUGAAAGACUUCUUAAGUUCUCCAAUAGCUAGCCCAAGAAUUAAAUUUGGAAGUAAAUACGUGUAGCACUUUCCUCCAGGUUUAUAAGUCUCUCUCUCUUCCUGU